Molecule: messenger RNA, 7053 nt
Organism: Physeter macrocephalus (sperm whale)
Lineage: Eukaryota; Metazoa; Chordata; Mammalia; Artiodactyla; Physeteridae
Gene: SLC15A2
Product: solute carrier family 15 member 2
Exons: 23
Coding region: 997-3219 (740 amino acids)
Biological process (GO): dipeptide import across plasma membrane
Cellular component (GO): plasma membrane
Molecular function (GO): dipeptide transmembrane transporter activity
Source: RefSeq, a predicted model, not a curated record
AAAAAGGGAAUGAAUCUGCAGUUCUGAAAAUUAUAAAAACAUUUUUGUCACAGCAAUCUCACUUCUAGAAAUUCAUUCUACAGAUACAUUUGACUUAUUUGCAAGGUUAUUUUUACAGCAUUAUUUAUAAUUGCAAAAGACUUAAAAAAUCUGAAUGUGAACCUCUUUUUAUUGAUUUUUGAAGUGAUUUAUAUAGUCUGGACACAAAUCCUUUGACAAUAUAUGUAAUAUGAGUAUUUUCUCCCACUUUGUGAGUUGUCUUUUUACUCUUAAUAGUAUCUUUUGGUGAACAAAAAAGUUAUUGAUUUUAAUACUGUCCCAUAUAUCAAUUCUUUUUCUUUUAUGGUUACCAUAUUUUAUGUCUUAUUUAAGAAAUCUUGGCUUAUCCACAGUCAUAAAGAUGCUCUCUUAUGUUUUCCUCUAAAAGCUUUAAUUUUUUAAACUUUGACAGUUAGAUGUGUAAUCUAUUUUGAAUUGGUUUUUAUGCAUGGUGUAAGAUAUAUUUACACCAUGCAUAAAAACAUGGGUAAACAUUUUUUUUUCCAUAUGAGUAUCUAGAUGGUGUUUUUUUAGUUGAAAACACCGUCAUUUCCCCCACUGCACUGCGGUGUCACGUUUGUCAUAACUGAUGCCUCAGUAUAUGUUUGGGUCUUUUUCUGCACUCUGUUCUGUUGCAUUGGUUGCUUUAUCUAUCUUUGUGUCUGUUCCACUCUUUUAUAAUUACUAUAGCUUUAUAAUAGGUCUCCUACUGGUUAGUGCAAAUCCUCCGCUAUUUUUCUUCAAGAUUGCCUUUGCUAUUUUUCGCUCUUUGUAUCUCUAUGUGAAUUUUAAAAAUCAACUUGUCAUUUUCUACACUCACAAAACCUGUUGGAUUUUGUGUUGCAAUUAUAGAUUGAUUUGGAGAUUACUGACAUUUUUGCUGAGCCUUCCAAAUCAUGAGCAUGUCCCCCUUUUCACAGUAGCCUGGCAGCUGUCCCAUCUGCCUACCGAAGCCAAAUGCUUGAAGAGAGAGAGAGUAAGGAGCCAGCCAUGAAUCUCUUCCAGAAAAAUGAGUUCAAGGAAACUCCUUUUUUACCUGUCUGCCCUGAAGAGGUACCACCUCGACCCCCCAGCUUUCCAAAGAAGCCAUCUCCGAAAAUCUGUGGCUCCAACUAUCCACUGAGUAUUGUCUUCAUUGUGGUGAAUGAAUUCUGUGAGCGCUUUUCCUAUUAUGGCAUGAAAGCUGUGCUGACCCUGUAUUUCCUGUAUUUCCUGCACUGGAGUGAAGACACUUCCACAUCUGUAUACCAUGCCUUCAGCAGCCUCUGUUAUUUCACUCCCAUCCUGGGAGCAGCCAUUGCUGACUCAUGGUUGGGAAAAUUCAAGACAAUCAUCUAUCUCUCCUUGGUGUAUGUGCUUGGCCAUGUGAUCAAGUCCAUGGGUGCCUUACCAAUACUGGGGGGACAAAUGUUACACACAGUCCUAUCAAUGGUCGGCCUGAGUCUAAUAGCUUUGGGGACAGGAGGUAUCAAACCCUGUGUGGCAGCUUUUGGUGGAGACCAGUUUGAAGAAAAACAUGCAAAGGAACGGACUAGAUACUUCUCAGUCUUCUACCUCUCCAUCAAUGCAGGGAGCUUGAUUUCUACAUUUGUCACACCCAUGCUGAGAGGAGAUGUGCAGUGUUUUGGGAAAGACUGCUAUGCAUUGGCUUUUGGAGUUCCAGGAUUGCUUAUGGUGAUAGCUCUUGUUGUGUUUUCAAUGGGAAGCAAAAUAUACAGAAAACCACCUCCUGAAGGAAACAUAGUGACUCAAGUUGUCAAAUGUAUCUGGUUUGCCAUUUCCAACCGUUUCAAGAACCGUUCUGCGGACAUUCCAAAGCGAGAGCACUGGCUGGACUGGGCAGCUGAGAAAUACCCAAGGCAGCUCAUUAUGGAUGUGAAGGCACUGACCAGGGUACUAUUUCUUUAUAUCCCGUUGCCCAUGUUCUGGGCUCUUUUGGAUCAGCAGGGCUCACGAUGGACCUUGCAAGCCACCAGGAUGAAUGGGAAUUUGGGUUUGUUUGUGCUUCAGCCUGACCAGAUGCAGGUACUAAAUCCCUUUUUGGUUCUUAUCUUCAUCCCAUUGUUUGACCUUGUCAUUUAUCGUCUGGUCUCCAAGUGUGGCAUUAACUUCACAUCACUUAGGAAAAUGGCUGUUGGUAUGAUCCUAGCAUGCCUGGCCUUUGCAGUUGCUGCUACUGUAGAGAUAAAAAUUAAUGAAAUGGCCCCACCCCAACCAGAUUCCCAAGAGAUUUUCCUACAAGUCUUGAAUCUGGCAGAUAAUGAGGUGAAGGUUACAGUGCUGGGAGAUGAAAACAACUCUCUGUUGGCAGAGUCCAUCAAAUCCUUUCAGAAAAUGCCACACUAUUCCAAACUCCACCUGAAGACAAAAAGCCAGAAUUUCUACUUCCAACUGAAAUAUCACAAUUUGUCUAUCUACACUGAGCAUUCUGUGGAGGAGAAAAAAUGGUACACUCUGAUCAUUCGAGAAGAUGGGAAAAGUAUUUCUAGCAUGAUGGUAAAGGAUGAAGAAAACAAAACAACCAAUGGGAUGACAGCCAUGAGGUUUGUUAACACUUUGCAUGAAGAGAUCAACAUCUCCCUGGGUACAGAUACCUCCCUCGGGGUUGAAGAAGACUACGGUGUGUCUGCUUACAGAACUGUGCAAAGAGGAGAAUAUCCUGCGGUGGCUUGUAGAACAAAAAGUGAGAACUUUUCACUGAAUUUGGGUCUACUAGACUUUGGUGCAGCUUAUCUGUUUGUUAUUACUAAUAGCACCAGUCAGGGUCCUCAGGCCUGGAAGAUGGAAUAUAUACCAGCCAACAAAAUGUCCAUCGCAUGGCAGCUACCACAAUAUGCCCUUGUUACAGCUGGGGAGGUCAUGUUCUCUGUCACAGGACUUGAGUUUUCUUAUUCUCAGGCUCCCUCUAGCAUGAAAUCUGUACUCCAGGCAGCCUGGUUGUUGACAGUUGCAGUUGGGAACAUCAUCGUGCUUAUUGUGGCACAGUUCAGCAGCCUGGUACAGUGGGCCGAAUUCAUUUUGUUUUCCUGCCUCCUGCUGGUGGUCUGCCUGAUCUUCUCCAUCAUGGGCCACUACUAUGUUCCUAUAAAGCCAGAGGAUAUUCAGGGGUCAGCAGAUAAGCAGAUUCCCCAAAUCCAAGGAAACAUGAUCAGCCUGGAGACCAAGAAGACAAAGCUCUAAUGACUCCCUGGACUCUGCCCAGACCCCAAUUCCUGACUCUGGUCUUGGCCAUCACCAUCUUCAAGCAUUUUUUACUCCGACUUGGUUAGAAGAGAGAAGUAGUGUCAUAUCUGAGGUAAUCUUCUCUACUUUUCUCCCAUGAUAGAGGCAGUUCUAGGACUGGGUUUUUCAGUACAUUAUAGCAAGGCCCCUGAGACUCUGUCUUCCUAUCUCUCAGUGAACUCGGUAAACCUUGUGUAGUGUUGCUGAAGCUGGCCUGCUACCUCCAAAUGGCCAUAAAAAACACAAAUGUAUAAUUGAGGUUAGUCUCUGUGCUUAUCAAAGUUAUGUAGGAAUUGUUUUACCUGCCAUUUAGAACUGAUGACCCCACUUUUUGAAGUGCUGAUUUAGAGGCAAAAUUGCAGAAUAACAGAGAAAUGGUAUUUCAAGUUUCUUCAUUAGAGUGUAAUUGUACUGUGUACAGGGACCUCAAGAAUUGGUAUGUCUGGUGUGAUCUUGUCCAGGGCCUGGCUUCUCAGGUAUCCAGAUUUGAUAAGGCCUUAGUUAAUUUUUCAGUACAGAUAGUAGGAAACAAAAUGACAUUUUAUUAACACAUAGGAGAAGAUAUAUCUUUCUGAUAAUUACAGUAUUUUAUCUACUAACCCAAAUCCCCUUUCUCAGUACUGAUAGAUAUUUGGAAACCAAAUUAAAGAUAGUAAACAUGGUUCUGGAAAAACAAGUAUAAAUUGCAGAAGUCCUAAUGAGCCAUUUCUUCUACACUGUACAUUCUUCUUAGGGACUACAAUGUUUCAUCCCUAGAGUAUGCCCUCCUGUGGACAGCUGUGUAGACACUAAUUAUAAUUUUCCACCCUGCCUUUUCAAUGUUGUUGGGCCAGCUUUUUCUUAUUAUUACAUCAUCUUGCUUAUUGCAACAAGUAUUUAAUAACAACAGUAUUUUUGUGAACAUAACUUCCUUUUUUAUUAGUACUUCCUUUGGCCUCAAAGUAGUGGAUCUGUUUUGAUAAUUUUUCCUGUUUUACUUUUCCCAAAAUUUUUAAAUGCCAUUUCUUCAUUUAGGCCUGGAUUUUCCUGUUUAUUAAAAAAAAAGUUAUAUUAAUACUCUAGGUUUGAGCUUCUAAAAUGGCAAUGCUCAAUGGGGGACAUGGUCCCAUUACAGGAUUCUAACAGGUUGAGGGAAGGAGUGGUAGAACAUGACAGGUUUUUUUUUGUUGCUGUGUUGGUGAAAAAAGUUGAGAAAUAUUACCUUGCACACAGUGAAUGAAUCAGUGGACAGACAUGGGAAUAUCAUGACUCUACAGUGUAUUGCUGGGGGGAAAAGUUCAGAACAGUUGUCCUAGAGAGCCUCAUUUCCAUUGGUUUUGCUCCAUUAUUCUCAUCUAGAACUGUGUUGAGUCAGUCUCACAUUGUAAACGUAACAAGGAAAGUUGCUUCAGUUUCCCAAGCUUUAAUACUCUAGUCUUAGUUACCAAGUUUUCCGAAGUACCGUAGUGACAGCAACACCAUCCAGUUUCCACAGAUAUCUUAAUGUGAACCUGACUGUGCUUCUUCAGAAGAUUCUCUGUUCAUUUUUGAGCAGCUUUAACUCAAUCUGUUCUAUGAACUAUUGUUUCAAGAGAUAUUAACAGUGCUCUGUGAAUAAAAGUUUUUAUGGAUAAAUAACUUUUGGAAAUGAAGCAUAUAUAUCUUCUUAACAUUUGCAUACUAAGGAUUCUGAGAUAUCCUUCGGUAAAGACACAAGACACUUUGUUUAGUUUCACAUGGUAUAGUGUUCUGCAGAACACUGACUUGGGAAAAACUGGCAGGCAAUUCUUCCUUAUGUUGAACUGAAAGCUUUCUCUUUGGAACCUCCUACCAUUGGUUCUUUCCUUUAUCGCUAACAAGAAUAAGCAUAAACCUCUCUUUUAUGCAGCAGAAUUUCUGCUAUUGGGAGAGAAUUUUUAUGUCGCCUCCCCAGUCAUCAAGUAAGUAUUCAUCAAGCUAAAGAUUCUCAGUUUUUUUUCAUGGCUCUUCACAGGGCGUAGUCCAGUCCUUUCACAACUGUUUUUCCACUUCUGAAAAAUAUCCUUUCCCUGAAAUGUAACAGUGGGUCAGAAUCCCUCUUAAUAUGAGAUAUUUGAAGCCAAUAUGUACAACAUUCCAGAAUUGGUUGGACCAGAAGAACUACAACCUGCUUUUCUCCAAACAAUACACUUCUGUUAAUGUAGCCUUAGGUAACAUUAGAUGUUUUUGGCAACUGCAUCACAAUGUAGGCUUACGUUUUAAUCACAUGGUUGGUUAAAACCUCAAAAUUUUUUAAGAGAGUUAUUUUUUUAUUCAAAUACAUCUUUGAGGGCUUCCCUGGUGGCGCAGUGGUUGAGAGUCUUCCUGCCGAUGCAAGGGACACGGGUUCGUGCCCCGGUCCGGGAAGGUCCAACAUGCCGCAGAGUGGCUAGGCCCAUGAGCCAUGGCCACUGAGCCGGCACGUCCGGAGCCUGUGCUCCACAAAGGGAGAGGCCACAACAAUGACGGGCCCGCGUACCUCAAAAAAAAAAAAAAAAAAAAAAAAAGAAAAAAAUACAUCUUUGAGUUUCACUAUAUGCCAUUCAUUGAGUUAGGUGUUGAAAAACAAAGAUGAGUAAUCUGCUAUACCUGUGUGCAAGGUUACCUCACUUAUCUUGACUAGCUGUCAAGACCUUAGAGAGUACACAGGGCUUAAGGAAGUAAUGGAAUACUGAGGGAGAGCAAGAAGGACAGUAUGACAGGACUGGAGUAAGUAAGGUGUAAAGAGAUAGAGGAUGCAGUCCCAGGAAGCUAGGGACCAGAUUAUGUGGGGCCUGUGGCCAUGAUAAAACAUUCUGAUGUUAUUCUAAGUGAGAUGUGAAACCGUUGGAGGUUUAGAACAUGGGGAUGACAUAAUCUGACAUUCUCUAAGAUCAAUUUGUCUGCUAAGUAGAGAAUUGUCUGUAAGCAGGAAGGAAUGGAAGCAGGGAGUCCAAUUAGGAGAUAUUUAUAAUUGUCCAGGUAAAACACGAUUGUUACUUGGCCAAGGUGGUAGCAGUGGAGGUGGGGAGAAAUGGCUUGACUUGGAAUAAAUUAACUUAUCUUUAAGGUAGGACUGACAUGAAUUGAAUAUGGUUUGCACAUAUGAUUUGAAAGAAAGAAAUCAGUGCUGACUCUUAGAUUUGAAGACUCGAGUAAUGAGGAUGAAUGAUGGUGCAAUUUUCUGAGAGUAGGGAAGACUAGGGCAAGAAUAGAUUUGGGGUGUAAAGUAACUAAGAGUUUUGUGCAUGUUGAACUUCAGAUGCUAAUAAGGUAUCCAAUUGGAGAUGUUGAGCUGGCAGUUUUAUGGGUCUGAAAUUCAGUUAAGAGCCUGGAGCUGGAUAUAUAAACUUGAGAGUCAUCAGCAUAUAAACGGUAUUUAAAGGCGUGACACUGGAGCAGAUAUCCUAGGAAGUAAACAUAUACAGAAAAGAGGUUCAAGGUCUAGUCCUGGGGUUUCCCAACAUUAGAGAUCUAGAAGAGGAGGAUCCAGAAAAGGUGAUGAGAAUGAGUGAUUUAUGAAGUAAGAGGAAAACCAGGAGAAUGUGAUUUAAUUAUACUUGUUUAUUACAAUUAGAUAAAACUAAAAUGAAAAAAAAAAAACUUUGAUCUAAAGGAAGCACAUGUUCUGCUUAGGAAACCUGGGUUCUGGUAAUUUCUAUAUAAGUUUACCUGAAUUAUUUUGCCUCCAUGGUUUAAUUCAAUUUAAUGGAACUUUUUUUUUUUUAACCUGAGAGACAUUAUGUCAGAAGCUAUGGGAGAAAUAAAUUGGAAUAAAUAGAGUCCCUACUCUUAAGGAGUUUGCAGUAGGAAGAU